Messenger RNA from Oenanthe melanoleuca, 2852 nucleotides. RefSeq names its product leucine-rich repeat-containing protein 14-like. The coding region runs from base 336 to 1814 and encodes 492 amino acids. Gene Ontology annotation, cellular component: cytoplasm. Gene Ontology annotation, molecular function: protein binding. The transcript has 3 exons. The record is from RefSeq and is a predicted model, not a curated record. Lineage: Eukaryota; Metazoa; Chordata; Aves; Passeriformes; Muscicapidae.
GCCAUGUCGGGGAGGGGCAGGGCCGGUUUUGGGCAUCCCUGAGGGGACUUUGGGACAACUUGGGGUUCCCUGUGAGAAUUUCGGGAGUCUCAGAGAGAUUUGGGAUUCUUGAGGGAUUUUGGGUUGGCCCUGGUAGGGUGGGGGUACCCCGGGAUCCCCUUUUUAGGGAGCUGCGCUGGGGGUACCCUCACAACACCGCCCUCAUCUUCUCCCACAGUUUCCCUUUCCUUCGGGAUACGCUUGGAUUCGGAGUUUCCCCGGAAUUCUCCUCUGGUUCCUCCUCAUCCUGGGCGGUCCCUCCAAUUUCACCUAAUUCCCACAGCCCCCCAGAAUCCAUGGAUUCUCUCCUUUUCCUCUGCGCCCGCCGCGUUAUCGCCCAGCGCCCUCUUCCUGCCCUUCCUGCUCAUCUCUAUCCCGUCCUUUUCCAAGCGGCAUUCCGUGCUAGAACAGCCCUGGUCCUGCGGGAUUUGGUGGCCGCUUGGCCUUUCCCGGUGCUCCACUUCCAGCGGCUUGUGGGGCCCCGGGAGCUGCUCCGGGAUUAUUCCUGCACACUCUGCGUUGAGUCCGUCAUCCAGGCCGUGGUGGUGCAGCUUCGGCGGGAGCUGGAAGAGCCCAGCAGGGCUUCCAGCCUGCGCGUGCUGGACAUGACCAGACUCUCAGACUCCGUGUCCGGUGACACUCCUGCCGGGUUGACCGUAUGGUUCAUCACCGAGGCUUUGGCCAAGGCUUGUGUGGAGGUGUCCAAGCACCAGCCAGAAUUCCAGAGGCACGGAUCCAAGUGGCCCAAAGCCUGCUCUGGAGUCGCCACGUCCGCGGCAGCUUCGCAGCCCCUGGGCGUGGAUGUCCACACCGACCUGUCCGUCAACAGAACGUCCUAUGAGAUCCUGCGCGAUGCGCUCCAGACCGGAGCCACCAGCCCCCUGCGCCUCAAGUGCCGGGAAUUUGAAGCAGUGGACAUCUCAGGAUCUGAGAUUGUGACUUUGUUGGAAUCUCUGGAUCCAUCCUGUCUGCGGAGGGUGGAACUGUGCUUCAACAAUUUAGGAUUGACCGGGCUCUCGGUGAUCCUGCCGCACCUCUUGCGCUUCCCGGAGCUGCGCAGCCUCAAGUUCCGGUACAGCAAGGUGGACGUGCGGCACCUGACGCCGGAAUCAGCAAUGACAAUCCGUUCCGUGGCCAGGCAGCUGGGAAUGCUGCCCAGCCUCCGGGAGCUCAACCUGGGAUCUUCACAGCUCUCCGGGAAUCUGCACCAGAUCCUCUGCGACCUCCAGGCUCCGUUGGAAAGUUUGGAAUUGGGCUACUGCUCCCUCCUUCCCGCCGACCUCACCUUCCUCUCCCAAAGCUUCCAUGCUGCAGCCCUGAAAAGGUUGGAUCUGAGUGGCCACAACAUCUCCCAAGGUCUCCUGGAGCCGCUCCGGCUGCUCCUGGUGGAAACCUCGGCCUCGCUGAUGCACCUGGAUCUCACAGAUUGUGACAUGGAUGACUCCCACCUGGCCGCGCUGCUCCCGACGCUCCUGCGCUGCUCCCGCCUGCGCUUCCUGGGACUCCACAACAAUUCCCUGUCCACAGCCACAAUCAAGGAUCUGGUCCAGAAAACCUUGGAGCUGCCGGAUCUCCACCUGGUCAUGUAUCCCAUCCCCGAGGAUUGCUACAAGCUGGAGCUGUGGGACUACGUUUCGGAUGUUGUAGAGGAUGAGGAGCUUUUGGCAGCGGUUACUGAGGAGAUUUCACAGCUGCUGGAGAAUUCCGGGAGGACCGACCUCAUCUGGACUUACAGUAUCUUUGGCUACAGAGACCUGGACUACUUCACCUUGUGAUUUGGGAAAACCUCAGAGGCGGGAAACGCUCAAAGCCUCCACCUCGGAAACGCACCUCUACCUCACUCCUGAAAUCUGGGCAUUUCCCACCUCAGCCCAGUGCUUUUCUGUCUCAUUCCAGUGCAAUUUUCCUUUCAUUUUUCAUCCAUCCAUUUCCUUUUCUGCCUGCUUUUCUUAGUUUUCCACCUCAUCUGAAGUUUUCCACCCCAUCCCAAGAUUCUUCCCUGGUUUUGUAGCUUUUCUACCACAUUUUGAGGUUUUUUCCUCCUUAUCCUGAUAGUUUUCCCUUCAUCCCGAUAGUUCCCCCCUCAUCCCAGUAUUUUUCUGCCUCAUCCUAGUAUUUUUCCAUCCCUUUUCAUGAUUUAUUCAGCUUAUCCCAGUGUUUUUUCCAUCAUGAUUGGCUUUCCACAGCAAAAUUUUAUGAGGCUUCAGGGAUGGAUUCCACAGGAAGCUGCCGGAAGCUUCUCUCAUGUCCGGCAAAUCCUGUCAUGAACAGCGGCGACACCUUUGGAAUAAGAAUGAAGUUGGAAGAAGCCAAUCAUAGUACAGCUGGAAUUCCGGACUAGCAAUGUGGGAAAGGAAGGAGUCAGGAAAUGAUUUCAAGGUUCAAGUCGAAAUUCUCAAAAUUCCAUGGUGGGUCCAAAGGGAAGCUCAUCCUGGAGAUGGAAGCUGGGAGGGACCUGCAGAUCCAUGGAAAAAAGGAGCAGAUUCCUGGCAGGAAUUGCAUAGAGGAAAAAACCUUUGAAGUAUUGACCCCUUGGAAAAGAAUUGUAUUCCAUGGGAAUAACACAUUACAGAAAUCCAUGGAAAACUCUUGCCGUGGGAUGGAUUUGCAUUUUAAAAUGCAUUGAAAACUGACCUUGGGAUGGAUUCACUGAGAAAUCCAUGGAAAACUCCCCUGGGAUGGCCCCGGCUCCCAGUGCUGCUGGAGAGAUUGAGGGAGAGCCGGGAAAGAGAAUUGUGGGAGGGAAAAGUUGGAUUUGGGGUCUUGUUAUUCUGCUCUGAUCCUGUUGGGAAGUAAACUCAUCCUAUCCCAGA